AUGUCGAACCAGCGAGCGUCGCGCUGGCGCUGCCAUUUGCUCCUCGCAGCCUCGGUCUUUGCGCUCUGCAGCGCCGUGCCUCUCUAUGGCAGUGGUGCACCUGCAAUACUGCAACAGUAUGCUACAGGCAACGUUGACGAACCACUUGCUGACUCGCCUAGCAAGCAAUGGAAGAUUGAUGCUCGACGCAAGCAAGAACGCAUAAAGACGACGAUUGUACGUCAAAAAGACUUGCCCGCUCAGCAUCUCAUCCCUUCGAAUGCAGGUCACCCAAAUUUCGACGCUAGCAACAUUCAAAGGAUGCCUGGUGCACCGCUGCACGCCGUUCAUGGUCUGCACGUCGCGUUUGAUGGCGUAUAUCUUCAAGGCAAAGUGCGUCAAGAUACGAUCAGAGUGGCAGCUCAUCAUUACCAACAGCACUUUCAUCCCGAUGCGACGCAUGUGCGCGUGAGUGUGGCGUGGCGUGGCGUGCGUCCGUCGGAGCGGCAAGGCAAGGCUUUGGGUGCUGAUUCGAGUUCGCGAGCGCGUACGCGCAGGUGAAGAGCACUUUCAGAAAAACGCUCCACGAACCGCUGGUUCAUUUGAAGGCCGAGGUGUGGAAGGGCAAUCAGAUGAUACCGGGUGGUGGCAUCACCUCCAAAGGUGAGUCACCUCAUGCCUUGCAGCCUUUGCGAGAGGCUCACACGCUGACGGGCGGGAAGCGCGCAGGCGUGCCGUACGAGGAUCAUCACAUCUUUCUCGCACCAGGAACGGCAGUCAGAAGCAGGUAUCGUACCGAAACUUUCGACGCUUACUACCGCUCCCCCGAUGCGAGCAUCGCGCGCGCCAAGACCUUUGCGCCAUGGUUCAGAGAUGUCAGCGUGACCGACGAGAGCAUCGGCAAGGGAAGCCCACCUCUUCAUCCUACGCGACCAUCGACUCGUUUGUACGAAGACCUGACCAACACUCCAGCAAGCGGUAGGAUGCUUCCCGCUUCGCAUGAUGCUCAGGCUGCGAUACCCUCUGCAGAGACGCGUGAGAUCAACGUGAGUGCAAGACCAAUAUCGGAGAAAGAUUACAUCGACGUCAUUGGCGCCAGCGUCAAGCACUAUGCGCAGAAAUAUCAUCCACAGACAACAAAGGUGACGGUGAGUGGUCGGCAAGUGUCUGCGCCCGUGGUCACGCGGCCCUCCCUGAUUUGCGGUUUUCCGGACUGGCGAGGCUGGCGCACAGAUUGUAAAGGGGCUCAACUCUCGACCUGAUGAGCCGGUGCCGCACUUUGAAGCUGUAUUGUACAAGCAAGCUGGAGGCAAGAAGCACAACACCUACACAAAGAUUGCAGGCGGUGGAUUUUCGAGCACGGGCAUCGCGUACAAGGGACACAAGAUCUAUCAAAAGCCGGGCACAAAGUUCCUGAGGAAUUGGAGAAUCAUCGAUCCGACGGAUCCUGGACCCAAAGCGCACGUGCAUGCCAGUCGGACCGACUUGGACCACAUCUACCCCGACACGGCAAUGGCCAUGCGCGACGCUGGCCAGCACUACAGAGCAAAGCCGAUGGGGAACGUCAGGCCGCCGCAGGGCAACAAUCUGAACGGACCGCGCGUCCAGAUUUCGUGGGAUCCGAAUCAACGUGCCAAGCACGACAAGACUCGGACCAGGCUAGCAGUGGCUGCGCAUGUUGUGGCUGACGAUGAGGCUCCGACACACCGCAUUACGAGCAUGGCUCGUCCCAUCGCAUCUCCUCGAUUCUAUCUGAGCGAGGCAGGUGUGCCGGAGCGGCACCGCAGUGCAAUCAAGCGACCUAAACGCCAAACAAGGAGGAUUCGCAUCGAGCCCGCGCGCGUACUUGGCGCGCAAGAAGCAGAUGGGGAGCAUGCGACAUCGACCCAUCCUUUGGUCGCUGGAGCAUUGAGCGGUUCUGGGGUGACGCAAGCGGAGCAGACGCCAGGUUCACCUUCCGCAGCAUUCGCAACGCGAGUUCUGGAAAGUCCAGCAGGAGCGGCAAGAACAGCGACAGAUCAGACGCACCACCAUACCGGUGCGCACGCGCACACCUCGCGCUGGUCUGAAGUGAGGUCUUUCGACUCGGGGCGAGACGCCGUAGCGUCCGACAGCGCGCCUACUGUCGACUCGGCUGCUCACGCAGCCGCCAGCUCUCCAGAUACGGCCCAGACGCAGGGAGAGCAGGCGCAAGCACUGCACACCCAAGCAGGGCAUGCUCGCGAGCACAGCAACACAAACGACCAGCGCCUUGACUCCGUGUCGCCGGGUCGAGAGGGGCAAGCUGCUGCAAUCGGAGCGCAAUCGGAGUCGGAGCAGGAUUGGCUGCAUCGCUACGCUGCCUCACCUCCCCUCUCUCCGCCACAUUCCGAUGCAUGGAACAGCGCAGAGCGACAUCAUGCGAGCGACUUUUGGCAUCAUUCGCCAGAAUGGGCUUGGCCCGCGCUGCCGCUGCCAGCAGCAGGACUAGACGUUGAGCCUGCACAGCUUCAGGAUCAUCUUGCCGCGCAGGAGCAGCAACACGCUAUGGAUGUGCACGAUGAGCAUGAUUGGAUCCAGCACCUGCUGCGUACGCCCCCGAGAAUCCACUUGCCGUGA
This is a messenger RNA of Ceraceosorus bombacis, 2577 nucleotides long. The record is from the annotation of a GenBank genome assembly. NCBI's taxonomy places the organism in Eukaryota, Fungi, Basidiomycota, Exobasidiomycetes, Ceraceosorales, Ceraceosoraceae.